CGGUUCCGGAAGUUACCGUAUGACGUCACGUAAACAGGAGAAAAGCGGUCAGUUCAACUCUGAAGAAGCUAACCAAAGUCAGCUCUAAUAAAUGAAAAGCCAAUUUAAAAAAAAUAUAUGUUUACUCCCCCUCCCCGCGCAAAAAAGUACAUAUUUCACGGUAUGUUGUGCGACUCGUUGACUAUUCGUCUGAUCCGUCAACUUUGUUUUAAACUCUUAAGUCACCAUGACUACUUGCUCGAUAUUAAAGCUAACAACCUCGUUAGUUGGUGAUUUGACGUUGCGUUUGUGGCUUGAAGAAAUUUUGAAUCGUAGUCCCCGCUUGUUAUGGAAGAAAAGGAAAUAAGUCUCAUCGACAAGAAUAUUUCAAGCUUGCUGGAGGUUCCCCUGCGUCCCACCAUCACAUCACUCAACCUGCACUGCAAUCGCAUCCCGAGGAUCGAGGGCCUGCAGUUGGCCUGGCUCCUGAGACACCUGGACCUCUCCUCCAACUGCAUCACCAAGAUUGAGGGUCUGGCGACCCUCACAGGCCUCAGGACUCUGAAUUUAUCCUGCAAUGCCAUAACCAAGGUUGAGGGACUGAACGGCCUCGUGAAUUUAACGAGGUUAGACUUGUCCUUCAAUCAGAUCAACGACCUCAGCGGGCUGCUGCAUCUCCGAGCCCCCGCUCGCAAACUCAAGCACCUCAGUCUCCAUAGCAACCGCCUGGACAGCGUGGAGCACCUCCUGCAGUGCCUGCUGGGAUUGCAGGGGUUGAGAGAGGUUCUUUUGAGCCACGGUGGCAAGGGCAACCCGCUGUGUGCGACGCCAGGUGUGCGUUUUGUUGAAGGUUACCGCGAUGUUGUGAUGCAGUCGCUGUCACAAGUGUCAAUUCUGGAUGGCCUGGAUCGUCUGGGACAGCCGUCAUGUUCCCUGACUGACAGUCCCUGUGACAUUCCCGGGCUGGAGAACUACGUCGACCUCCUCCUGCUCUCAGACACCAACCAUAAUGAGGUGGACGCUCAUCUGACCGCACCGAGCGUCGCGGAGGCUGUGGCGCCCUUUGGAGAGAGCGUCGCCCCUGAAGCCUUGACAGCGCCUGACAGGCAGCGCGUACAGCAGCAGCAGCAGCAGCAGGUCCGCUUUGCCGAUGUGGACCGAACGCUGUCUGUUAACGAAGAGCGGGUUAAGAAACUGGAGCAGCAGGUGUCCCGCCUUGUGCAGCAGGCUUCUGCGAGGCACAAGUCCAGUCAACCUCGUGACUCGGCGGGAAAAUCACGCAAGGCAGCGGAGGACGCGGACCGCACGUCGGAGAGCGAGUGCGAUAGCGGCCAGGAAAACGGAGCUCGCUCCGCCAUCCCCAAAUAUCGGAAGCUCGCACCGACGAGGACGAGCAAGAAAUCAGACAGUGAUCAGGAUAAUGCUAAACAAAGGGUUACAAAGCCUGCUGUCAGGUGGUCUUCUACCACCGUCGAUGCACCGAGCCCGACGAGGAGGGUCCCUCCGAGAGCCGGCAAGGAGGUUAUCCAUGUGAAACGCAAGUCCAGCGAGGAGGAAACCUAUAAGGCUCUUGUGGAGGAGCGGGACCAGGAGAGGGAGAGGCGCUGGAAGGCCGAGCAGGCUGUCACCAAGCUGACGGCCGAGCUCAAGUGCCUGAAGACGAAGCUCAGCGAGGAGAAAGACCUGCAGAGCAUGGCCAUGCACACCACCGACAGGCUUAAAGACUUGCUGCUGAAGGAGCGGUCGGGACGCGGCGAGCUGGAGACGCGCGUGGAGCAGCUGGACGGGAGGUGCCGCUCGCUGACCCAGCAGCUGGAACAAGCGCGCGGCGGCGAGGAGCGUCACAAGCAGGCGCUGCUGCGCCUGGAGGAGGACGCCGCCCGCGGACAGGCUCUGCGGGCUUGCCGCCAGGCCCAAGAGAUGAAGCGGCAGCAAGACCUGGAGAACAAAGUGACGGCUCUUAAACGCGAGUUGGAGGUCCAGAGAGCAAAAGUGCAACAGUUGCACGAACUGCUGGCAUGCCGGGAACAAGAGCACAGAAAGCAGCUGGAUUCGCGGCUGCAGCCAGGCGGGACGGAGUUCCUGGCGGCGGUGGCGAGAGAAGUGGCGUCCGAGAGGCAAGGUCACGCUCAGAGGGAGUCUGAGUUGAAGGACAAAGUGGAGGAGGGCAAGAAAGCGUACGUGGCUCUGGAGGACGAAUUCCGCAUGGCGCUCACCAUCGAGGCUGCGCGCUUCUCUGAGGUAAAGAAGUCGUACGAUCAAAUGGCGGCAGAGUUGCCAGCGCUCCGAGCGGCGCUGGCUCAGUCGCGGCAGACGGAGAAGAAAUCGGCCUCCCUGGUGCAGGAGCUCACAGCGCUGGUUGAGGAGCAGAAGAGCCGCAUCUCGGAGCUCGUAAGAGCCAAGAGAGAAGCUUUGACCGAGUUCAAGAGGCGCGCUCAUGCUCUGGAGGCCGAGCUGGAUCGGGACCGCCGCGUCCGCCUUCAGCUCGAGGCGCUCAGGAAGGACAAAGCGCGACUUUCGUCGCAGCUCGGCGCGCAGGAGUCUGUCAUCGACGGCCUCAGGGCAGAGAGGAAACUUUGGGGGCAGGAGCUCGCUCAGCAAGGAGCGUCUCUGGCUCAAGACCGCGGACGCCUCGAGGCCAGGAUUGAAGCGCUGGGCGCUGAGGUCGAGGCACAGAAAAAGCAGAUCGAGAGGGACGGCGACGCCCUUAAGAUCAAAGGCAAAAUCAUGGAGGAUCAAACGGAAACCAUUCGUAAACUGAAAGAGACCCUGCAGGAGCGCGACGAACAGGCCCGCAGCCUGCGCGACGACAAGGCCCAGGCCGAGAAGACAUUGCGGCGGCAGCUCGAGGAAGAGACGUCUCGGCUGUCCGAGCUGAGGGAGCGUGUGGAACACCUCAGCGUGCGCAAGGAGGAGCUCAAGCAGCAGUUGGAGGACAAGGAGGCCGAGGUUGAAGAAGUCAAACGAAUUCACGGCGAGUCCAGUCAAAAGUGGCAGGAGAAGGCUCAGCUGCUCACUCAACUGGAGAGCCAAGUGAAGCGCAUGAAGGACGCUUUUGACGGCAAGGAACGAUCCCUCCUGGAGGAGAAAGAGCGAGCCACGCUGGCGCACAGAGCGGCGGCGGAGAAGCUGCGCUGCGUGGACGAUGCUUUUCGCGCGCAGCUGGAGACUCUCCAGGCUACCCAUCAGGCCGAGCUGCUUCAGCUGGCAAGUGACAAGCACAGUCGGGUAGAAGAGGCCAAUCAGAAGGUAUUCGAAGUGGAGGAGGAGAUGCGUCAGCUGCUGCUGGAGGUGGAAGCCAACAAGAGGAUUACAGAAGAGAAAAUGAAACGGCUUACCAGUGCACUGAAAGAUUUGACCUGUUGAAAUUUCAUGCCGAAAAAACGGUAAAGUGGAGAUGACAAAAACGGUAUAUUUUC
Molecule: messenger RNA, 3398 nt
Organism: Syngnathoides biaculeatus (alligator pipefish)
Lineage: Eukaryota; Metazoa; Chordata; Actinopteri; Syngnathiformes; Syngnathidae
Gene: lrrcc1
Product: leucine rich repeat and coiled-coil centrosomal protein 1
Exons: 19
Coding region: 328-3345 (1005 amino acids)
Cellular component (GO): centrosome; cytoplasm
Molecular function (GO): protein binding
Source: RefSeq, a predicted model, not a curated record